This is a messenger RNA of Cylas formicarius (sweet potato weevil), 772 nucleotides long. Its product is annotated as transcription factor ces-2. The transcript has 4 exons. The record is from RefSeq and is a predicted model, not a curated record. Gene Ontology annotation, biological process: regulation of transcription by RNA polymerase II. Gene Ontology annotation, molecular function: RNA polymerase II cis-regulatory region sequence-specific DNA binding; DNA-binding transcription factor activity, RNA polymerase II-specific. Gene Ontology annotation, cellular component: nucleus. Lineage: Eukaryota; Metazoa; Arthropoda; Insecta; Coleoptera; Brentidae. Bases 116 to 772 code for a protein of 218 amino acids.
UGUUACGUGAUUGCCGACGAAAUUCUAUUACGACGCUUUGUCCAUAUUCAGUUUUUGUUGCGUAUUUACCAAAGGCGGGUUGGAUGGUCUAAUUUGUGGGCUUCGGGUUUUCGUUAUGGAUACGUCCGGUAGCACGGGUUGCGGUUUUGCUUGCGAAUUCGUCAACGGUCAGUUCCUGCCGGUGUCUACCUUCUCCGCGUACAGUCUGUUGAGGAACUGCAAUUACUUGUUGACGACCGCUGGUCAAGAUCCGCAUCCCAAACUAAACGACACUUUUAUAACUAAGAACGAACGUCAGAGAUUUCCCGCAGUCGAGGGAACACCCGGUGGCGCUUACACUUUACCCACACAUACCAAAGGGAUUUUCGCACCGACAGCUUUGAUAAAUUUACCACCCACUUUACACCCGCUGGAAGCCGACUCUCUAGAUAACUCGACUCCGGUUUUGCUAUCGCCCGGAUUAUGCGGCUCUGGUUAUCGAAAACAAAGGAGCGUGAAGAAACCCAUACCCGAUGCGCAGAAGGACGAUAAAUAUUUCGAACGCAGGCGGCGCAACAAUCAGGCGGCGAAAAAGUCCCGAGACGCCAGGAAAAUGCGCGAAGAUCAGAUAGCGUUGAAAGCCACCCUGCUGGAACACGAAAACGCAAUACUGAGGGCGCAAGUCUUGACCCUGCGAGAAGAAGCGUCGUCGUUGCGUCAAAUGCUUCUGCAGCGCAAAGCCUUAUUCGAAUUGCCUUCGAGGGAACCGCAGUCACAGAUUUGUUUAUCCUAG